CCUUGGUACUCUAUUUUAGGUAAUAAGAUCUGUAGAUCUUAUGCCUCGGCUCCUCGACCUGAUCUCCGCAUUGUCCGUACUCCCUUGUACGCCCUCUAAACCAAAGUCUUGGAGUAUGGCUUGCGGUGAAGUUGCAACUUCUCCAGGGCAAGGGGUGAAAGAUAUGCGAAACCUUUCGUGUAUCUUGAUGUCGAAUCCUUUGGCAGUUGGUUAGAUAGUACUUCAUCGGCAUUGAAUAGCUCAAAAUAGGUAUUAAUUACCACCUACCUACUACUCACGAUGUCCGACGCAGCACGAAGAGUGCAAGCUCUGGGAAACCAGAUUGCUCCCCCGAACUCCUCCUCUUCCCCCUCAACCCCUGAAAUCAAGAAAAUCGCCGGAAAGUCCGUAGGUCCGCGAGUCGAAGGCAAAGUCGUGAUCAUCACAGGCGCCAACUCCCCUCUCGGCAUCGGGCGAGCGAGCGCGCACCUAUUCGCCGAGAACGGCGCGAAGGCGGUUUAUAUCUGCGACUUCGACGGCACACACCUCGCCGCGCAUAAACAGGAAAUCGAGACACUGUACCCCGCGACCGAAGUGCACACGCGCCAAUUCGACGCCGCGGACGAGAAGGCCGUGAAGGCGGUUGUGGAUGAUGCGGUGAAGACGUACGGAAGACUAGAUGUGUUCUUCGCGAACGCGGGUGUUGUUGGCCCGCAUGCGCCGUUCACGCAGGUGGGGAAGGAGGAGUUUAUGAAGGUGUUGGAUACAAAUGUCUCUAGCGUCUUCCUAGCAGCCAAAUACGCCGCCCCAGCCAUGCAUCUAACCACCCCGUCCAAACCCUCCCCUUCCGGGAGUAUAAUCGGCACCGCCUCCGUAGCCGGCCUGCGCUCAAACGCAGGGUCAACACCGUACUCCGCAUCCAAAGCCGCCGUGAUCUCCCUCGCACAGACAAUCGCGUACCAGCUCUCGGGGACUAAUAUCCGCGUCAACGCCAUCUGCCCUGGGUUAAUCGAGACAGGGAUGACGGCGCCGACCUUCGAGGCCGCGCGCGCGCGGGGCACGACGAGGAAGAUCGGACAGCUGAACCCGUUGAAGAGGGGUGCGGUGGCGGAUGAGGUGGCGAGGGUGGCGCUUUUCUUGGGGAGCGAUGAGGCGAGUUAUGUUAAUGGGCAGGCGUGGGCGGUCGAUGGGGGGUUGAGUGCGGGACAUCCUUAUGUUUUGGGGAAGAUGGCUUAGGUGAGGUGUGUUUUAUACUGAACACGGAUAUAGGGAACUAUGCGGAUAUGUAUAGGCUACC
Annulohypoxylon maeteangense is the source of this 1276-nucleotide messenger RNA. Its product is annotated as NAD(P)-binding protein. The transcript has 2 exons. Bases 280 to 1215 code for a protein of 311 amino acids. Gene Ontology annotation, molecular function: oxidoreductase activity. The record is from RefSeq and is a predicted model, not a curated record. Lineage: Eukaryota; Fungi; Ascomycota; Sordariomycetes; Xylariales; Hypoxylaceae.